UUUUCGACAAAAACCGAAACUGUCCGAAAUUGAUUAAAAAUGGCCGAGUAGCUGUCACUAUUUCAGUCAAUUCAACUAAUUUUGUAAAUAAACCUUUGAACAGUGUUAUUUUUAAUGGUUUAUAAUGGAUACGGGUUGGACACCAGGAGUUAGUCGAUCAAAGCCCAAAGGGGCUAUAAAAGAUCCUUUGGAUGAUCUUGGAGAUUUGUUGGAAGAUGAUUAUGCCAGUCCUCCUAAAAAGAAGUCCACCCUCAGUGGUACCUCCAACAGGCAACAAUUCUCAGCCAAAAAACAAAGCUCUAAAGAUGAGGACUUCUACAGCAGUCUUGCCCAGGCUGCAGAGGAGGGGGACCUAUCUGAUGUGUCUGAAGCCGAUGUCAAUAAAAUGGCAAAAAGCAUUGCUGACCUUGAUGACCUUGAUGCCGACCUUUUCCAAGCAGCUGGCAGUACCAAAACUCCUAAGCGUGGGAGUUUAAAGGACAAAUCUGGAAAAUCGGGGACCCCAAGGCGUUCGACCACCCCUAGAUCCCGCGGGGGCACCCCACGGGCUUCCUCACCCCCUCUCAGGAUGACUUCUCCUGGGAAUAGAGUGAUUUCCCCUAGUCAUCAAAGAGUAACUUCCCCUCCUGGCAGGGGCACCCCAACCGGGAAAGAGGCCUCUGGGGGUAUUGAUACCAACAGGCCAGGAAGUGGUUCGAGAAGGUCACCAUCAAGGAAACCGCAAUCCCCACAGACUGAAUACAUAUCAGAAUAUAGGCCAACCACAGCUCCUGGGAAAAUGACAGAUCUGAAUGAGCGGGCCAGUGUAACCCUGAAGCCUGGUGAUGGUGCACAGGAGAGGCCUAGAACUGUGCCCAAAUCUAAGUCUCUAGACUUUGGGGACUUUGAUGCUGAUGACCCCUUGGCAGGAAUCCCCCUGUCUGACGAGGAAGAGGAUCUUGGUUUGCCAACCAAGAAAUCAGCAGCUAAACAACAACAACAACAAAAAGCCUCGGAGGAAAAGCCUUCACCACGGUCAGCUAAUACUGAAAAACUAGAUUCACCCAGGCGGAGCUUAUUUGACCGACCCCCAACUCGCAGUGGCAGCAACAACACUCAGUCUGAGGCCCUAGACAAAACUCUGGAAACAGUCAUACAAAAACAGCCUCCUAAACCUGCCCUUGCCAAGAAGAAAUCAGAGGAGGCCCUCUUUAGUGACGAUGAUGACUUCCUAGGAGGAUUGGGUAUUGAAGAGAAAGGCCACGCCCCACAGCCACAAGUCAAAAAGCCCGUAGACGACGAUGAAAAUCGGCCCGCCAAGUCAGCUAUGGAUAAAUUACUGGGGAAGGACUCUGUCACAAAACAUCUGGAGGGCUCUAAGGAGAGAAAGGAGUUUGUUUUGGACUCCAAGUAUACACAGCCUGUGAAGGAAUCAGAAGACGACUACCUGUUUGGAAGUUACAUGCCGUCUGCUGUGGCCUCGAAUAGCAGCUCUCGGCCUACAUCAAAACGAUCUGUCAGAUUUCAAGACGAUGAUGACAUAUUCGGUCUUGGUGAUUCACCACCCAAACCACGAGGCACAAGCACACCGGCAAAGAAAGCAGACGAUGGACUAGACUGGUUAGAGAUGGCCACAGGGGGCAAAACUGCCGAAAAACCAGCUGAAAAGCCAGCAGAAAAACCUGUCACAAAACAACUGGAGGUGACGAAGCCGUCUACUGCUCCCAGCCCUGGGAAGUCAAACAAGGCAGCUGAUUGGCUGGGAUUGAAGGACGAUGAUGAUGAUGAGGAGGAGUAUGAUUUUCUGAAGGCGUCAUCUUUCUCAGCUCCUGCUCGGCAAGGCCCACCUACAUUUCAGACAAAACAGCAGGAGGCACCAAAGCCCACAGGCCAGGUCGGAGCCCAGAAAACAGGAGUGGGAAGGCCGGAGCCCACAGCGGGAAAAGCUGAUGACAGGAAAUCAGCUCCCAUGGGAAAAGCUGACUAUCUGGGCCUCGGGGAGGAAGUGGACCCUAGUAAGCUGAUGAGGACUAGGUCAGAUGCGCCAAAAUUUGGCGUUGGCUCUGAUCCGACUGACGUUCUGAAAGAGGACGAUAUUUUUGUUUCUCCACGUACUAGCGAAAAGCCUGAUCAGGCUGACAGUGAAGAUGAGGAUUAUGAGAGUGGUUGUAAGCCGUUGUUUGAGUCGGCCUCACGACAGAGACAGAUGUCACCGCGGCUCAAAAAAGACAACCAAAGACAUACUAGUCCUCGCAGUCCGGAAAGGAAAGCCCUGGACACCAGCCCUAGAACACGGUCCCUUGCUGAUCAGAUCAACCAUGCUGUUGAGCCACAACCCGCCAAACAAGGCACACAUGACUUUGGGACCCAUCAGCCCGCUGCCCCCCAAGCCCAGCUUCAGUCAGCCCAGACCCAAUCCCAGCCAGCCACUGGAGGAGAGGAUGAACUCAACUCUUCCACAGACUUCUUUAGUUUUAAGAAGAAGGAACCAGUCAUGUCAACUGGGGAGACACAGUCAGGAAAUCAGAAUGGUUUACAGUUAUCAACUGGUUUUCCAUCAGAACUGCAGACUGGUUUACAAUCAGGGUUACAGUCAACUUAUUUACCCCCUCCAAGUACAGCAUCUAGUCAGCCUGAUUAUCUUGCUGGUAACCUACAGCCACAAGGUUUUCAGGCUGGGAGCCUGCAAUUACAGACUGGUUCUCAGGUUUACCCAGAUUUAAUGACUGGUUCAAUGAUGACAAAUGCUCAACAGACCCAGCAGCAACAGCAACAAAUGAUGAGGCAACAACAGUUGAAACAGCAACAAAUGAUGAAACAGAUUCAACGGCAACAGCAACAGUUUCAGAAACAGCAACAGCAGCAACUACAACAGAUACAGCAACAAUUUAUGCAACCAAUAGCUGCAGAUACCUCACUGUUUGGUGUGGGAAACUCACUUUUCCAGGAUGACAUGAGUUUUGGACUCGGAGGUCAGCUUGACAUUGAUGCUCAAUCUAAGAUACGUCGCCUUGAGGUGGAGCUACAGUAUGCGAAGGAUAUUCUCACAAGCACCAAGGCGAGAUACGAAGAGGAGAUACAGGCCAUUGAUCAGUCUUACAAAAACAGACUAAAGAUACUGGAAGAAACAAACAGCAAGCGAGAAGAAAGAUGGCGUACAGAGACUGAACAGCUGAUGUCACAACAGGUCACACGUGUGAGGCAGAUGGAAGAAGAGAAGGCAGAAUUGACAGCCAGCAUGUAUAAACGCCUCGAAGAUGCCGAGAAAGACAAAGCUGUGGAGAUUGAGAGACUUAAGGAGGUCCAGAGGCAAGCACUUGAGAACAUAAAGCGAGACCAUGACGAGACGCUUGUUAGACUUCGAAGAUCUAAGGAUCAACAGAUAGAUGCUGCUGCUGCCAGUCAUGAUACGUCAAGAUCUUUGAUAGCUGCAGUUGAGCUGAUCCAAAACAAUGCUAAAGAUCUUGGGGAACUCCAGCGCAAGGCAGACAACUGGCAUGCUCAGGGGCUGGAUGACAGGGAGAUAACUCUCAGGGCAAAAGAUGAACAACUCAAGAUGUUACAAGAUCGUCUGAACAAGCAGCAGGAUGAUACAGAGCAGGAACGCCAGCGUCUGCAGGAGCUUGUAGCGCGUCUAGAGACCCAGAUCAGGGAACAAACUCGCAUGCUGGAAGAGGAGCGCUGGAAGGUAAAGCAAGAACAAUCCAGACUACAGGGCCUGCAGAAUGCCAUGGAAGAUGAAAGACGGUCUUGGAACGACCACCAGGCACGGGAGAGGAUGAACAUGGAGAAAUCCAGGGAGGCCCUCCUAGAGGAGCAGAAGACAACAUUGAGCCAGCUGCACAAGGAGCGUCAGGCCCUGGCAGAGGAGCAGGUCCAGUUUAACAUGAAACAGAAACUUGCCAGGGAGGAGGGGGCACAGUAUACCAGCCGUGUCACUCAGGCCAAGGCCGAAUAUGAGGCUCUCUCCCGAGCUGUAGCAGAGGCCAAGGACAAAUAUGACAAUCUGAAGGAGGAGAACAGGAGGGAGGAAGAUCGUAUACAGGAUGAGAGAAGAAGGUUAGAGAAGGAGAGAGCCAAAAUGGAGAAGAAGGAAGCCGAGUUGAUGGAGUCAGCCCACAUGAUCAAAGAGAAAUCUCAGGAUAUUGAGGAGGCUUAUGCCGAGGGCACUAAGAAGUAUGAGGAGGGUAUAAUGGCCCUGGCUGAGGCCCAGAGACUGGAGAAUGAGGAGGGCAAAAGGAUCGACACAAUCAACCAGCAGCUCAACAUCCUCAAAAUGAAGGAGAAGGAAAUCACUGAGGAGAAGCUGCGAUUGUCGAAGGAGAAGCGUGAGCACGAGAAGUUCCGGAACACUCUGCUGUGUCCCAACUGUCGGCACCCGACCAGACACAAUGGUCAGAAUAUCAACAACACUCAGUCAGAGCCCCCACAGGGCCUCUUGAUGCCUAUGAAUGGCCACAGUCACCAUUCCAAUGGGUAUCCCGGCUCUGUACCCCCAGCCUUUAACCCAGCUCUUCAGCUUACAGUCAACACAAUGGAUGCCGUCACAGAAGCAAUCAAAUCCGACCGGGCUGUUCGACACUGGAAAAUGGAAGCUCUAAAGGAUCAGAAAUAUCUAGAAGAACAAAAUCUCUACCUUCACGCCCUGAAGUUUAUGCCAUACUCCUCUCCCAAGAGUUGAAAACAGUUGGCUGGCCUUAUCAGCAUUGUGUAUAAAACAUAGGUAAUAUGUGUGUAGAUGGGUGGCCAUUCUCCUUACCCAAGAGUUUAAAACAGUUGGCUGGCCAUAUCAGCAUCAGGUAUUAAACAUAACAUAUUUAUGUGUAGUUGGAAAAAAUCUGCUGGCAAUAUCAGCAUUGCCAUUUAAACAUUAGUGAUAGACAUGUAGAUAAUUGGCCAUAGUGACUUUUACAUUUAGGAAGAGAAAUUAGAUAGUGAAAUAGUCACCAAGGGAAUUUGUAUAUAUAUUUAUGCUGUGUGACUUUUCAGAAUAAAAAAAUAUCAACACGUCCAAGAAUACACAAAACAUGUAAUUGUCUGAUUGCUGAAAUGAGUGUCAUGAUUUAUGGUCAGUUAUUGAACUGUGCUUGUAAAAAAAUUGUGCCAAGUAUUUUUAUUAUGUAUUAGGACAUGAAAAAAAAUUGGUUGCAAAUUACAUUGAUUAUAACGGCAUGGGCUUUGGUAAUUUUACAUUAGGUGUAAGGUACAUCAGGUUUUUGACGAUAGAUGAAAUCAUGAAGUUAUUCGCUAAACAGCUUGAGCUCAAGUAUACUUUACAACAGUUGUAUUCAGGGUUUAUUUAUUGUAUUGUAAUUUUUUUAUUUUUUUUAACUUUUGAAACUUCAGUCCCAUUUACUUGAUAGCAUCUACUGUUUUUCGAGUUUUUGUAGAUGUUUAAGGUUGGGUGUAUACUGGAGUACAUGAUUCACGUAGUACAAGCGUGCCUUAUUAAAAUAAGUGUUAAAACUCAAAUUUUAACAUUAUUCUGUUUUCUAUAGAAAUUACUGAAGUUUACUAUAGAUAGUAGCUAGUUAUUUUCCCCGGAAUAUGAUUAAAACUAUUGCCGUCAUACUAUGGAUAAUUUAAGUGGACUCAGAAUAAACUGUUAAAGUUUUGUUUUAUUUGCUGUGUACUAAACACAGUGACACAGAAAUUUACCAGAUUUGUCUCCUGUAUAUACCAGCUUGACUGUCAUAGCGUAUUAUUUAUAGUAAAAUUCAGUUAAAAGGAAACAAUACGAGUUUUUAAAUGGAGAUGAUUCUUGCAGCAUCUAUUUUGAUUGCAUAUCUGUGAUAAGUUUAACAUGAUUUAUACAUAAUUGUUCAUGUCCAUGUGAUAUUUAUAUGCAUUUUGUGUAGCAUUAAGUGUAUCUUAGUUUAUUUUACAUCAUCUACUGUAUGUUUAUGAAUAAUAAAAUAAUAAUAAAAACAUAAAAUGCA
Molecule: messenger RNA, 5918 nt
Organism: Mya arenaria
Lineage: Eukaryota; Metazoa; Mollusca; Bivalvia; Myida; Myidae
Product: fas-binding factor 1-like
Exons: 31
Coding region: 125-4660 (1511 amino acids)
Biological process (GO): cilium assembly; establishment of epithelial cell polarity
Cellular component (GO): ciliary basal body; centriole; ciliary transition fiber
Source: RefSeq, a predicted model, not a curated record